Polyodon spathula (Mississippi paddlefish) is the source of this 4631-nucleotide messenger RNA. RefSeq names its product sarcolemma associated protein a (gene slmapa). The transcript is spliced from 26 exons. The record is from RefSeq and is a predicted model, not a curated record. Lineage: Eukaryota; Metazoa; Chordata; Actinopteri; Acipenseriformes; Polyodontidae. Gene Ontology annotation, molecular function: protein binding.
CGGGUGAGCAGGAGCGUAUGUGUGAAUGUGCUUCUAGACAGUAUGGCUGCCGUUACCAACAGUGUCGGGGUUUGUCCUCACUUUCAACGGGGUAGACAGUAAUCUGCAGCGGACAGAAUCGUCCACAGCCCCGAGGGACACAGCCCAGCGACAAGACAGCAGAUGGCUUAACCAACAGGUUAUUCCCAUAUAGCUGCGAGCUGGUAUACAGCAGCGAGGGGAGGAGAGGAGCUUCUUGUGUGGAAAUUUCCGUGUAUGGUUUUUAAAAAAAGGAGGGGUUUUGUUUUGAUUUGCUGUUCAGAAAGUUCACGCCGCCGCCGCCGCUGUCUGACAGCAACCUCAUUUACUACCUCUAAAACGGGGGGUAGGAUUUGAACCGGGCCCCUGGUUGCUGGGACGUGGAUCUGCUGUUUGAAUAUGUAUAUAUGAAGUUGAAGAUGCGUUACGGAUGCGAAGACUCGAGGCUGUGCGAUUGUUGCUCUGGUAAAUAUUUGUACCAAGACUGAAGAGGAAGAAUGCCGAUUUGUCUGUAACAGACGAAUGUGCUGAAACAGAUUACCCGCAGGUUUACAGCGCGGGGAGCGCUACAUUAAACCGAAAGAGUCUCACUUUUUAACUAUUUUUUUUUUUUUUUUCCAAGAAGAAAACUGAACAAAAGAACACGUUGUUUUGGAUUAAUGUGGGCUUGGAAUUCUGGCCUAAAUAAAAGUAAGCCGAAGAGAGAGACAUGCUCGUUCAUGAACGUGCUUGAUCAGUAAGCCACUGUUGAGCUGGGCCGAUUCUGGUAUGAUAAGGUGUUUUUAUUCACCGUGCAUAUAGUUUUUGGAGGUAGUCGUAGUAAAGUCUGCCAACCUGGAUCAAGAAACGUUAACUUUUGUCCCUGGUUGGAGCGACGCCCCCCAGCUGUCAUCGAUGCCUUCUGCAUUGGCAGUCUUUACCUGUCGGCCGAAUUCACAUCCCUUUCAGGAGCGCCAUGUGUACCUGGACGAGCCGGUCAAGAUCGGGCGCUCGGUGGCUCGCUGCCGGCCAGCUCAAAACAACGCGACGUUUGACUGCAAAGUGCUGUCCCGGAACCACGCUCUUAUCUGGUUCGAUCACAAGACGGGCAAGUUCUAUCUCCAGGACACGAAGAGCAGCAAUGGAACCUUCAUCAACAGCCAGCGCCUGAGCCGCGGCUCGGAGGAGAGCCCUCCAUGUGAGAUUCUGUCUGGUGACAUCAUCCAGUUCGGAGUGGAUGUGACGGAGAACACUCGCAAAGUUACCCAUGGAUGUAUAGUAUCUACAAUCAAACUCUUUUUACCCGAUGGCAUGGAGGCUCGGCGCCGGGCAGACGUCAUUCAAGCUCCAUUACCACUUCCUGUAGAUAAGGUUGCUGCUAAUACUCCCAGUAUGUAUUCUCAGGAACUGUUUCAGCUCUCUCAGUAUUUACAGGAGGCCUUACACCGGGAGCAGAUGCUGGAGCAGAAGCUGGCGACCCUGCAGCGCCUGCAGGCCAGCACACAGGAGGCAUCAGAGAGCAGCUGGCAGGCUUUAAUAGAUGAAGAUAGGCUGCUUUCAAGGUUAGAAGUCAUGGGAAACCAGUUGCAAGCUUAUUCAAAAAACCAAACUGAAGAUGGCAUUCGAAAGGAGUUGGUAGCAUUGCAAGAAGACAAACACAACUACGAGACAACAGCCAAAGAGUCCCUGAGGCGGGUUCUUCAGGAGAAAAUCUGAGAUAUCCCUCAAGGACCGUGCUCAAUGUCUUGUGUAUUCCAGCGAAGUCUGAGCAACACUGAGGAUGAAUGUACCCAUCUAAAGGAAAUGAAUGAGCGGACGCAGGAAGAGCUGAGCGAGCUGGCCAAUAAGUACAACGGAGCGGUCAACGAAAUCAAAGACCUUGCUGACAAGUUAAAGCAGGCGGAGGCCAGGCAGGAGGAGAUCCAGCAGAAAAGCCUGUCUGAGAAGAAGGAGCUGCAGCACAAGAUUGAAGAGAUGGGGGAAAAGGAGCAAGCACUGCAGGCACGCAUAGAGGCCUUACAGGCAGACAAUGACUUCACCAACGAGCGUCUCACUGCUUUACAAGUACGGUUAGAACAACUUCAAGAGAAAAAUAUAAAGGAACACAGCAGUUUAGGAAUCCAGGUUGAGGACAUCUUGCCUACAAUGAAUGGGAGUUCAGACAAAGACCACUUUCUUUUAAAGAGUGGAGGGGACUGCACUUUUAUCCAACAGUUCAUUGAGUGCCAGACGGUAAAGCAGCUGAAAGGCCCAGUAGAUUCCACACACAACAACAAGAUCUCCAGUUUAGAAGGUGUUGUUGAUGCUCAUCUAGAAAACAAUCAAACUGCAGAAGAAAAUAUUUUAAGUAGUCCUGAAAGACUCAAAGCCAAGCUUAUAGACGAUGGGCAUCUGAUGAAAGUAAUGGAAGAAACCAAGCUUUUGAAAGAAAGCCAAGUAGAUACAAAGGAGUCGGACAUGUCAGACACACUCAGUCCCAGCAAGGAUAAAAGCAGCGACGACACUACAGACGGACAAAUGGAUGAACAAGAGCUGAAUGAAUCUCUGGCGAAGGGUUCUCUAUUAAAAGAUGAGCUUCGCCGUGCGAACCUGGAGCCUGGGGACAGGGAGCAGGUGAUCCAGCACUUGCACAAGGAGCUGGUGGAAGCACAGGAGCUAGCCAAGAGCGGCAAACACAAGUGUUUAGAACUGCAAGCGCUGCUUGAAGAGGAGAGACGAGUGAGCAAGCAGCAGACUGAGGACUCCACCAAGCAGGUCCAACUCCUGCAAGCCCAGCUGCACAAGCUGCAGGCAGACGUGGCCACUCUGCGGGAGGAGAAGGAGGAUGACAUCAGCAGCGCUCGUGAAGAGCUGUCCCGGGCCCAGGAGGAGGUGAGAGUGAUGAGGAGAGCCAUGGAGGCAGCCACCUCGGAGCGCGAGCGGGAGAUCGCAGCUUUGCAGGAGGACCUAAGCACGGUGCGGGAGGAGCUGGAAAAGUGGCGCGCGGCUGCCUCCCAGUAUGAGGCUGAGAUAACCAGCCUGCAGGCCAGCUUUCAGCAGCAGAGUCAGCACAGGGAGAAGGCUGCCGAGCUGCAAGAUGAGCUUGAGAGGCUCCAGAAGGAGUGUGUGACUCUUCAGGGUGAGUGUGCCUCCCUUCAGAAGGAGAAGGUCCCCCUCGUGGUGAAGCUGCAGAGCCUGGAGAAGGAGCUCGACAGCUCUCGCCAGCACAGUGUGGAGCUGACCAGUACCCUGAGUGUGCUGGAGAAGACUCGCAGAGACCUGGAGAGCGAGGCGGGAGUCUUGAAGGAGAAGCACCAGCAGGAUGCCAGUGGUCUCAAGGCUCAGCUUGCAGAGGCCAGCAACCGGACCAAGGGCCUGCAGAAAGAGUUUGAAGAGACUCGGGCUCUGCUCUCAGACCUGAAGGAGAGGUAUGAGAGAACAGAGCAGGAGAAACAGGCCAUCACAGACGAGCUCCAGCAAUGCAAAGUGAAUCUGAAGCUGCUGCAGGAGAAAGGAAACCAUGGUCGCUGGAUGCCCUGGAUGCCCGUGGUGGCCGUGCUGGUUGCUGUGACCGUGGUGGUGCUGUACCCUGGCCUGUCGAGGGGCUCUCCCUGAGAGCAGCCUCCCGAGCACACCGUCCUCACCCCCCCAUGCUGCUUCCAUCGCGACACCCCGGCCGUCACCUUCCUCCAGACCUUUAAUCACAGGCACACACACUUGGCUCUGUCAGAGUGCAACAGUAGGGUCUCUCUGCUUUACCUGUAUAAAAUGUAACUGUACAUAUAUAGGGAAUAAAAAUUGUGACUUACUACUUCUAUUCUAGGUAAUACAUUAUUUGCAGUUUUUUUUUGUUUUUUUUGUUUUUUUUUGUUUUUUUGGUAUGUGUAUGUUGGGAUUCUGCAUAAUAUUGUGGUGGCAUAAACUAGCCUUUUUUGGUACCAAACUGUUCUUACAAGUUCAGGUGUGUUUUUACAGCAGGACUUGGUUGCUACAUUAGCUAAGGCAAUGUGGUCUUCUUGGUUUUUGGUAUGCAAGCCAAAAUGUCUAAUGCAGUACACAGGGCAGAAGGGAGUAAGUUACUAGACACACACUCACCCAGUACAUCCCUCAGUGAUGUGCCAUUCUUACCCUCUCAGUGGCUUGAAUGUUUCAGGGGAACAGCUUAGACACUCCUCUACAAGAAAGUACAAAUAAAGAACAAUAUAAUUUCUCUUAUUUAGUUUUCUGAGAGAAUAUGAAAUAAGAACCCUCUAUUAAAAUUGUAUAGGUGCUUUAGCUAGGGUGUAAAAUGAUCUGUACAUUUUUGUAUUGUACCUUCAAAAUUAAGACUUCUGUGCAGUUACAAAAAAAAAAAAAAAAAAAAAAAAACACUACAUAGCAGUUUGGGGUGUCAGUAUUUUUGUUAAAGGGGUCCUCUGCAGUAGCUGGUACAGGGACAGAGAAUACUGCAAUUCAGCGAUGUGCAAUCUUCUCACAUAACCUCUCCACAUCAACUCCCACCUGAUUGCUAGGCUGCUUAUAAAUGCCUGAUUGCUAAGUUAUGUUUCGAGAAGCAGUGUGACAUGCAAGGUCACCACUGUAAAGGAGGUGUUACAUCUCACUGGUUUUUUAUCCUGUAAAAAGAUAUUUAAAUAAAUAAAUAAAUACAAUCCAAA